AUGGCUUUAGCAACAUAUGCCUCCUCAAGCUGCACAAUGGCCAUUCCCGGACGCCUGCGCAGGCUCGUUUUCUGUCUAAGUGCGCUAUGGCUGGCCAGUGCAGGUUCCAGAGCUUUUGUUCCAGAAAGCGAGCAGAUUCCAAGGGCCAGCAGCAUCGGUGCUACUGAGGCCUCAGUGGCAGCCCUUUUCGUUGCCGCACUUUCACCUGAGGUAGCACAGGCUCAGGAAGCCGAUGAUGGUAACACAAGCUGGGGCUUCAAUCCCUUCGUGGUCAUUGUGCCUGGAGGAGUGCUCUACCUGCUUAACUGGGUUUUCAGCUUGAAGCCAGAAAUGGAUGCAGAUGCAGACGGGUACAAGUCCACCACGUUGCGAGGGCGGGAUUCGGAGGAAAAUCUGCAGCGGAGGAUUGCAGAAAUGGAAGCUCGUCUUGCGUUGGAGGAGAAAGAAAGGCAGGCGCUGAUAGCCGGCAGAGCCACUUCCACGCGUCAAGAGGAUGAGCUAGACGAUGAUUUGUUCAGCUCCGACCUGGAUGCCCAAUUGAGGGCAGCGAACAAAAACGGAUAA
Molecule: messenger RNA, 564 nt
Organism: Symbiodinium pilosum
Lineage: Eukaryota; Dinophyceae; Suessiales; Symbiodiniaceae
Source: the annotation of a GenBank genome assembly